AUGCAUCGUUUAUCAUUCGCCGCGCUCUUGGUUCUGGCAUUGAGCACAUCCACUACCUGGGCUGCUCCCACAUCCAUGAUAUCAGAUGGAUGUGUACACCAUCUUGCUGAUGGUCAAAGCCCCAGUCAUUCAUCAAAUACCUACAGCUUUAAACUACGAUGCAACAACAACAACAAUGCGAUGAUGGUGCAAUCAUUUAAUAAACACAAUGCCUUCCGACAACCUGGGUGUGCUGGCGGACCGGAUAACUGUUCUCGGGCUCCUAUAGCCAAGCGACAGCUAGUCGUGCCCAGUCAACCGAAUGAACCUCAGCAGCAGCUGCAGCCGCAACAAAAAGUGCAACCGUCUCAGCAACAAAAGCCUCAGCAACAACAGCAACCGGAAAAUCAAGAUGAUCAAAUAUACAUGCUUUCACCACCUCCUCCACCAGCUGCUGAACAACAACAACAACAACAACAACAAAAAGAAGCUCCAAAAACAAAUCAGCCAGCUGCCGCUGCUUCGGAACAGACAACAACGCAACAAAAUGACAAUCCGUCAUCUGUUCCUAAACAGUUACCACAAGCACAAGUGAAGCCGCCUACAGCUCCUGCUGAAAAUGUCAAACAGAAUGCACCAACAACACAAGGACAAGGACAGCAGCGACAAGAUGGCGAUGAUCAUCAUUCUGGAGCUCCUCACACCGAUAAUGGCAAUCAGCAGGGCACGCUUGUGCAGCCAGUGACUAUCGAUCGUGCCAACGACGGCGGCAACGGCAAUAAUGUUGCUGCAAUACCUCAUCCCGCCGAAGAUGUGCCUCCCGCAGAAAAGCCUCCUAGUCAAACUACUACUACUAUUACUACUACUACUACUACUACUACUACUACUACAAGCAGUACCGAGGCUCCUGUCCCUACCACCACCGCCACCCCUGCCGCAACUACCACCACCACCUCUACGACUACGACCACGACUAAUAUCAUGACGACGACGACAACGACAACAACUGUUAAGCCAACGCCAACAGCAACAACCAGUGGUAACAAAAAAAAAGUUAAAAUGCAGCCGGUCAUGGAACCCAAAUCCGCGCCUACAUCACACGAAUACAAGGACGGGCUGACUGUCGCUUUGGAAAGCAAGGACAACUUUUGCUUGAUUUUGCCCAGCUCACCCGGUAACAAGGACGCCAACGGGGGUCAAUACGAUGAUGACGCUAUUGGUAACUCUGAAAAAAACGCACGUGCCUUUUGUACCAGCGAUGGAUUAGCACCAGGCGCCAAAAAGAUGCCAGAUGGUUUUGUUCAGUCAGCAGAUUUCAAAGCGAUGGAUAACUAUGUGCAAGUAACUGGAACGAUCAACAAUGCCGCGUAUCAUUUGUCAGAUGAAGAUGGUGGUGGCCAGUAUGAUGAUCAUGGCUCGGGAUCACCUCCUGAGUCCCAUUGCAAAAACUACCCAUACUAUGUAUCCCUGAUAGAACCUAAUCUAAGCCGGUUUUGUAUUCGAUGCUGCUUAUCGUACGACGAUUGCAAUGCCGGACGUAGUGAAUAUGGAUGCGAUUCUGUCUUGCGUGAAUAA
Zychaea mexicana is the source of this 1554-nucleotide messenger RNA. RefSeq lists its product as uncharacterized. Lineage: Eukaryota; Fungi; Mucoromycota; Mucoromycetes; Mucorales; Lichtheimiaceae. The coding region runs from base 1 to 1554 and encodes 517 amino acids. The transcript is spliced from 6 exons. The record is from RefSeq and is a predicted model, not a curated record.